GUUUACGGUCCCGGGGCCUGACGAGGGACCCAGGGCGCCGAAACGAACGAAAAAAUUGCCCAUGCAGUUGCUUUUUGCCCGCUGCCUUGGAGGCCCCCGGGCCUGCCGCUGCAGUCCUCGGCGCCGCCCCCUCGGCACGCCCACGCCGGCGCGCUUCCAAGGAGGCGCCCUCGGCGGAUCAGGUGAUCGGCCAGCUGCGCUCCGUGGCGGCCGAGCUGGAGGACAUCGUGCAGCAGCGGGCCAGCAGCUCGCGAACGUUGGUGCAGGGUGGAGUGCCGGAGCAGCUGCUCAGCAUGGUGGGCUGUACCUCCGCAACCGGCUGGCGCCUGCACGAGACCGAGGUCCUGGAGCCAAGGGCGCCCGUGGGCACGGCGGUGGACGGCUGCGAAGGCUUCCGGCCGCCCGCGCGCACGGACUGAGCGGCGCUGUGGUGCCGGGGCCGGGGGAG
Prorocentrum cordatum is the source of this 448-nucleotide messenger RNA. The record is from the annotation of a GenBank genome assembly. NCBI's taxonomy places the organism in Eukaryota, Dinophyceae, Prorocentrales, Prorocentraceae.